Molecule: messenger RNA, 1350 nt
Organism: Fusarium venenatum
Lineage: Eukaryota; Fungi; Ascomycota; Sordariomycetes; Hypocreales; Nectriaceae
Product: ketoisovalerate reductase
Cellular component (GO): mitochondrion; cytoplasm
Molecular function (GO): 2-dehydropantoate 2-reductase activity; NADP binding
Source: RefSeq, a predicted model, not a curated record
AUGGCCGUCCAAGAAUAUCCACACUGGCUCGCUAGUAUUUUGGCUGAUACAAGUCCUCCUCCAAAGUUAUACGCCUGGUCACCUGCAAACCUCGACUUCGACAGUGGCCAAAUCGAUAAAAUCCCGAAAGACCAACGAAAACUUGGAUUUCAAGAUGAUUCCCCGAGCCCAAGAAAUCGCAUAUACAUCAUUGGGCCAGGUAACAUUGGAAGACUCUACGCUUGCUACAUGGCCCAGCAUGCCAACCAAUUACCAAUCACCCUAGUGGUGCAUAGGAAAGAGCUCCUCUCUUCUUGGAUGAUGAGCGAGGGCCUAGGGAUCAUAGAUCCAGUCAACGGCACCGUCUUGAAGAACAAAGACUUUGAUGUUGAAUGGUGGACAGAAACUCAACCCAACCAUGGUCCAAUAAGAGAGGUUGCAGACGGAAAGAAGUUGCGAAACGUCUUUGUAUCAACAAAAGCUGAAGAUGGUUUGGCUGAAGUUGAUCGAAUGCGUCGCUACCUCGGAAGGUCGAGUUCGGUCGUGUUCGCUCAGAAUGGGAUGUGUAAGCUCUGGCCUCCUCAUGGGCCUUUGUAUGUUGCCAGUCGGUACAGUCUUGGCGAUGAACCGACCUUCUCGGCUUGCGUGGUGAAACAUGGCGUAUCGUCAGCGGGACCGUUUCUCAGUGUCCAUGCAGCUCCAGCAGAUGCAUACAUUGGGACUGUCUUUUGUUCAAAACGACUCAAGCGACAUAUCGAUGAUCCUUUCAUCAGAUGUAUCGUCACAUCUCCUUGUUUGAACACCCAUCGGGUAUCUUCGGGCGAGCUCUGGCUUCUACAGUUAGAGAAGUUGGUUAUCAACGCUGCGAUCAAUCCACUUACGGCGAUCUUACGCUGCAAGACAGGAUUUCUUUUCAUGUCGUACGAUCCUCGCGACCCUCUGGCCCGAGUUCUUGAUAAGUUGCUCUGGCAGACCAGCGCCGUAAUCCAGGAACUCAUCUAUCACGAUUCAAGUCUGGACAUGGUCAUCUCUUACGUGCGAGAAAGCCAGCCGCACAUCACCAGCAAACAGCAUUUCUACAAAAGCUUCAAGAACACUCGGCACAAGAUAGCACAAAGAUUCUCACAGCCCAUGCUCAAAUCCAACCUGUUCGUGUUCGGACGCAAGAUAAGUGAGCAUCGGAGUUCUAUGCUCCAGGAUAUAGAAGCAGGUAGAAAAACGGAGAUAAGGGAUUUUAAUGGCUGGAUCAUUGAUAUGGCGCGAUUCUUGAAUACAGGAUUGGAUGUGAGCAUUCAUUCCGGUCUGAUUACUCUCAUUGAGCGCAAGGAAGUUUUUAUUAAAGAUGAGCUGGCAAAUAGGCUGUCAGUCUGA